GGGAGGCGGCGCGGGGCCGCGCGCGGCCAGUUUGAAUCGGCGGGAGCGGUUGGGACGGGCGGGCAUGGACGGGCCCGGGCGGAAUUAUGAGGCUCAGAUCCGGAACUACCGAGGGCCCGACCCUCUGGAGCCGUGGGACAGGUACCUGCAGUGGGCAGAGCGCUGCCUGCCCGCCCAGGAGAAGCAGAGCCGCUGGCCCGGGCUGCUGGAGGAGCUGGUGAAGGUGUUCGUGGGCGAGCAGAGGUACCACCAGGACCCGCGCUUCGUGAGCUACUGCGUCAAGCUGGCAGAGUUCAUCUCUUCCCCUUGCCAGUACUUUGAGUACCUGCACGGGCAGGGGAUCGGAGCCACCACCUCGGAUUUCUACCUGGCCUGGGCUCAGCUGCUGCUGAAGGAAGGAAACGUGCAGGGGGCAGGGGCUGUGCUCCAGAAAGGGCUCCUCAGCCAGGCACAGCCCCGGGAGAGCCUGCAGCAGCUCCACUGCUCCCUGCAGAGUUAUGAUCCUCGGAAUCCUCCUUUGCAAGAUGCUCCUGUUGUAAAACCACUUCAGACCUCCAAUGCUGCAAAUCUACUGGCUCCUCCAAAAAGUGUUUCAAAUCCUAAUCCCUGCAAAAAUCAGGCUCUCGAUGCUGCUGAUUCUCAAUGCUGUGCUGCUGGAAAAGAAGUGAAUUACGUGACCUACAUCUCCAAGUCCGAGGUUGUCCCGAAGGCGCCGCCGGCCGCCGCGGGCUGGGAGCAGGUCCCCAUGUACGACAAGAACCUGCUCCUGUGCCAGGGCUCUGAGCUCUCCUUCGAGGAGCUGAGGGCCAGCAGAUACUUCAGGAAGGAUGAGCUCCUCAGGAGGCAGCAGGCACUGGAGGAGGAGAAGAAAGACUCCAUGAGGAAGAAGGAGUCAGCAGUGCUGGAACUGCAAGCCCUGCAGCAGAAGCUGGACCAGCUCACCCAGCUCUCCAGAAGCUUGGAGGAAACAAGACUGGAAGCAGCAGCUGAGCCAAGCCAGAGGGUGGUGCCCCCAGCUGUGAGGCCCAGCACAUCUCACACCCCAGAGAACUGGCUGGCACCUGCUCCAGGGCUGGAUGUGCCACAGAGCCGAGCUCUGGUGCCUGAGCAGCUCCAGGCACCAGCAGCACCCGCUCCCAGGCUGCAGCCAGCGAAGGCCCUCGGUGACCACACCCCAGCAGCCUCCCCCUGGGGAGCACCAGGGGGGAAGGACCCAGCUGGAGCUCAGCCAGGGCUUGGGGGGCUCCAGAAGAAUUUGCUGCACCCUCCCUUCAGUGCUGCUCCAGCUCAGGAACAGGCUCAUCCCAACCCAGCUCUGCCUCGGAGUGCAGCAGAACUGUCCCCUAGCAAGGGAUCCACUGGAUUAACUCUUGCUGUGAAUGUGAAGGAAGCCUCCAGAGUUGGGAAUUCCUCCUUUGCCUGUGGAAAUGCUUCCCAAGCCACCCCCAACACCUCUCUGGGAGGAGCAGUGGGGACGACAACGCCCUUCAAGGUGCAGCCAUCACCCACAGUCCACACAAAGGAAGCUUUGGGUGUUCUCAUGGAUAUGUUCCAAACACCUUUCUUGCCUGAGCCAUCCCCCAUGGAGGACAGUGAGGAACAAUUUGAAGCCUUUUGCAGAAAAAGUGAGCCUGGUGGAUGCUUGAAAACUAACAUUGCUGUCCCUGCCAUUCCUGCAUUUGCCAUCUUUCAGGAUGAGGAGGAGAAGGAAAAUAGCAGGAUCCCACAGCAGAGGAACAAACCAGAAGAGCCCAGAACUUUUGGAGAGCAUCCCUUGCCUUGUGCAGCAGAAGAAGAAGCAGGGAGCACGGAAUUCCUGCGGGAUGAUUACACGGUGUGGAAUGGCCCCUGCAGCAACAAAGCCCUGGCUCCCAGUCCUGACAACACCAGGGAUUUUGCCAGAGCUGCCCAGCUCAUGUCCACACCCUUCAAUCACCUGGCAGCUCCCUCCCAGCCCCCUUUGGAGCACAGAGCCUGUAAGGAAAAUUUGCCCCAAAUGGAUUUGGAAUUCUCUGAAGAACUGCACAGGCAGCCAAAGCCCAAAAACUUAAGCCCUGUUCUUGAACGUGUCCCAGAGAAGAGAGGGCUUCGUGGUAACAUCCUGAAACAAGGAACUGGAAUCCAGGGAAUUGCUGCAGCUGCUUCCCAAUGCCUGCAUGAGCAGACAGCUCAAAGCAGAACUGGACAUCCCUCCUCCCUUGGGGUGGACAGGACUGCCCAGGAGAGGCUGUGUGGAGCUGGGCAGGACAGGACAGCCUGGACUGGGAGACCUGCAGUCCUUGUUGAGAACCCUUGGGACAAGGAAUUGAUCAGCAAGUUCUUGUCGGAGCUUCCGAAACCACUGCACACCUGUGCCAACUACUUUGAGUGGAAAUCUCCUCUUCCAUUCAUCAGGCUGAAGGCUGAACUCUCACUGGGUCCCAGCUCAUUCCAUGUGGACUGCUUGGUUGGGGAAGGAGCUUUUGCCCAAGUCUACCAAGCUUCCAUCCUGGAUGCCAGUAACCCUCGGAAUAAUCAGAAAGUGAUAUUCAAGGUCCAGAAACCUGCCAACCCUUGGGAGUUCUACAUUGCAACCCAGCUGCUGGAGAGGCUGAGCCCCAGCGUGCGCCACCUCUACAUCCACUUCUACUCCGCCCACUUCUUCCCCAACGGCAGCAUUUUGGUGGGAGAGCUCCACAACUAUGGAACUCUGCUCAAUGCCAUCAACAUUUACAAGAAGCUCCCAGAGAAGGUGAUGCCCCAAGCCCUCGUCAUCUACUUCGCCGUCAAAAUCCUGCACAUGGUGGAGGAGUUGCACAGCUGCAAAAUCAUCCACGGGGACAUCAAGCCUGACAACUUCAUCCUGGGAGAAAGGUUCCUGGAGAACGACACGUGUGACAUCGAUGGGCUCUGCCACGGCCUGACCCUCAUUGACCUGGGCCAGAGCAUCGACAUGAAGCUCUUCCCUGAGGGAACAGCCUUCACUGCCAGGUGUGAAACAUCUGGAUUCCAGUGCGUGGAAAUGCUGACAAACAAGCCCUGGAACUACCAGACAGACUACUUUGGGAUUGCAGCCACCGUGUACUGCAUGCUCUUCGGGACCUACAUGCGCCUCAAGGACGACAACGGGGUCUGGAAGCCUGAGGGAACCUUCAGGAGGCUUGCCAACGCUGAGCUGUGGAAGGAGUUCUUUGAGAGCUUGCUGAACAUUCCCAGCUGCCAGCAGCUGCCUUCCCUGGGAGCCCUGCGCCAGAAGCUCAGGGAUUUGUUCUGCAGCUCCUACCUGAAGGAAAUCAGGUUCCUCCGGAACAGACUCGUCGUGCUGCUCAUCGAGCACAAACGCUCACGGAAAUAGAGCUGAGUUUGCACAGUUCCCAAGGGCUUCUCUGGAUGUGGGAUCUUCCUUUUUUUUUUUUUUUUUUUUUGUAAUAACUCAGUUUUAAAUAAUAAAUGGGUUCGGGGUUGACUUCAUCAUUCUGUGCUUUUUGAGGGGAAUAAUAGGCUAAGUUGAGUUGUUAAUUGGUUUGGGAGGCAGUGGGUGUGCUUGAAUUGGGCUCUUCCUGCUCUACCUGUCCUUAGGAAUUUCUAGGAUGGAGGAAAUGGAGGCUUGCAGGUCAGAUUUAAGCUGGAUUAAGUAAGGACUGAAUCCACCCUUGGCACCUCCAGUUCUGACCUCCCCCCACAUCAUUAUUUGAGCUCAGGAGAAACCCACAGCUUGUUUGCCUGUAAUGGCAGAAUUUUGGGAAAAAAGUGUUCCUUUGAAAGGAAUAUUUCAGCAACACAACCCUCCAAGGGAGGAGAGGGUAUUAAUUUGAUUUUUGUAUCUCCCCACAGGAGGGAGACAACAGCCUUUCCUACUCUCCCUCCUGCUUCUGUUUCAGAGGUGUUUUUCCUCUGCUGAAACUGUUCAGCUGAAGAACCACAGUGAGCCUGACACAGCCUGGGAUGGCCAGGAAGAGCUGGGAUGUGUUGGUUCUCCUCAGGUUUGCUGUUCUGCCUGCAGCUGGGGCUCCUCUCCCUGCCCUGGUGGUGGCACAACCUCUGGGAUUUCCCUUGGAAGCAGCCUGCUUCCCCUGGCAUGGGGAGAAGCCUUGGGCUUUGAUCUGGAGCAGCUGGAGCCAGUUGCACCAGGAGGGAGAUCAGCUGGAGCAACCUCAGAGCUGGUGGAAAUAUAAACAUUGCCUGCUGGGGGGGCUUUUUUUGUUCCCUUUCUCCCUUUAGUUGCAUUUUUUUUACAAGCUGAGCCAAAGCCAGCUGUUCUCUGGCCAGGCCAAAAAUAUCUGCCAGGCUUAAGUUUUUAAAUCUAUAUUGUAAAUUAUGUAUUUUUAGUUCCUCAUAUAAUGCAGAGGGAUGUGUGGAGGAACACUUUUUGGAGUGUUUUGAGCACAAUGGAGAUUGUAGCUGCAGCUUUGCCCUUAGUAAAUGCUGUUACUUUACAUUAAACAGCCUCCUGCCCCAUCCCACCAUCCUUCCAUGGGAAAGGAGAAGGGUUAAAACCACCCCAUGAGAGGGGUAAUAAUGGAGCAGUGGGGUGAUGAGGAGGCUCUGCUGUUGUUGAUUUAAAGCAAGCUGUGACAAAAGGCAGGAUGAAGCCCCAGGGUGAUAUUUCCUCGCUGGCUCCACCAGCUGAAGAUCUCGAGGUAUCCCCAGAGUCGCCCUUUAGAGAUAACUCAUCUUGGGGCCCCCACCACCCACACGGAGAGGAGAGAUUUCCUGGCGUGUGGGUGGGUGCCUCUGCCUUUUCUUCUGCAGAAAACCCAGGUUUACUCAUUUUUCACCCUCUGCCAGCAAGCCAGGCCCCCCCUGGGUCUGGGGCUCUCCCUCAGCUCCUCCAUCCCUUGCUGCUGGUGGCCCAUCACCACCCAGCCCUUUCUGCUGCCAUCUCCCUGCAAUUCCUGGCCAGAUUUAUUAAUUAGGGCUCUGAAGGCAUUAGCAAGG
Molecule: messenger RNA, 4917 nt
Organism: Oenanthe melanoleuca
Lineage: Eukaryota; Metazoa; Chordata; Aves; Passeriformes; Muscicapidae
Gene: BUB1
Product: BUB1 mitotic checkpoint serine/threonine kinase
Exons: 25
Coding region: 65-3334 (1089 amino acids)
Biological process (GO): protein phosphorylation; mitotic spindle assembly checkpoint signaling; meiotic sister chromatid cohesion, centromeric
Molecular function (GO): protein kinase activity; ATP binding
Source: RefSeq, a predicted model, not a curated record